Molecule: messenger RNA, 19603 nt
Organism: Podarcis lilfordi (Lilford's wall lizard)
Lineage: Eukaryota; Metazoa; Chordata; Lepidosauria; Squamata; Lacertidae
Source: the annotation of a GenBank genome assembly
AUGAGGCGCAAGAGGAAAUAUGGGCAUGCAGGCCUGAAAGAACAGAUGCCAGCUUAUUUAGCAUUUCAAGGUUGGAGUUGUCUCUUGUGCAUCCAUGUUCUAACAAUAGAAUACAAGAACACACCAAGGAUCCAUCAAGCCCAACAGCCUGCAUCCAACAUGAUCAAUCAGACAUAUUUGCAAGAUGGAGUAAGUCAUAUUUUGUGUGUUUAAAACAUCAGGUAAUCACACACAUGAUAAGUAUGAUUAAGACUACAGUGCUGAAAAUAUGGCAAUGCCAGUGAAAUACAGUGGUACCUUGGUUCUCAAACAUAAUCCAUUCCGGAAGUCCAUUCGACUUCCGUAACGUUCGAAAACCAAGGCAGGGCUUCUGAUCGGUGCAGGCGCCCCAGAAACAAUAGCUAACAGCCGCAUCGGACGUUUGGCUUCUGAAAAACAUUCGAAAACCAGAACACUUCCGGGUUUUUGGCAUUUGGGAGUCAAAAUGUUCAAGUACCAAGGCGUUCGAGAACCAAGGUUGCACUGUACCAUAAAAGCAGUGUUGGGCUUCGGCAUGUCUACAUUAUGAAGCCGUUUCCAGAGGAGUAGCUGCAUUGGGCUACAAUCCUCAUCCCAAUUACCUGGGAGUAAACCCCACUGAACUCAAUGGGACUUAGGCAGAGUUAGAAAUGUUAGUCUUACAGCAAAAACAACAAAAAGUGUUGUGUGGAACUUUAUAGACUAACAAUUUUUACUAUGAAACAAGCUUUCACGGACUACAGUGUCUGCUUCACCAAAUGCAUGAGGUGUAAUCCUCAGUUGCAGGGAUGUAACAUAGUUGCAAGGGUGCAGGGAGUUCUUUGCAGUGAGGUUGGGGGGGGAAUGAAAAUGCAAAAAAAAUAGAUAGAGAUGGUUUAAUUAGGUAGAGAAUGUAUGCAAAAUAAGCACAGUACAGUGUUACCUCGGGUUACAUACGCUUCAGGUUACAGACUCCACUAACCCAGAAAUAGUACCUCGGGUUAAGAACUUUGCUUCAGGAUGAGAACAGAAAUCAUACUCCGGCGGCACGGCAGCAGCAGGAGGCCCCAUUAGCUAAAGUGGUGCUUCAGGUUAAGAACAGUUUCAGGUUAAGAACGGACCUCCGGAACGAAUUAAGUACUUAACACGAGGUACCACUGUAACUAUUUACAUCAGCGCAUUUUGGGAAAUGAGACAGUGCUGAGCUGACACAGAAUCUGCUGGAUCUCAUCUGGCCUUGAUGCUAUCUUGUGACAGGACUGAUGAUCCAGGUGGGCGGGGUAUAAAUGAUGAUGAGGAUGAGGAUGAUGCCUCUUUGUUGCAGCAGCCUGGGGAUUGGUGUAGUAAAAAGCUUUCUCCCAUAUUUUCUGCCCUGACUGGUGGGGCUAUGGAUGCUGUGAGGGGGCAAUGCUGUUCUGCCCCACUGCUGCUAACCAGGAGUUAUACUUGCAUCCUUGGAGUUUAACUUAUCCUUGGAGUUUAACUUAUGGAUGAAUUGCAAAUGUACAGUUUCAGGCUGGAGUCUCCCAGUGGCAUUCCUUUGUUCCUAUUUUCAGGUAGGUAGCCGUGUUGGUCUGACGCAGUCGAAAUAAAAAUAAAAUAAAAUUCAGAUACAUUACACUGAAACAGAAAUCACCAGACUGGGUGAUUGACUCAAUUGACUGUGUCAGACCAACCUACCUGAAUCUAUUUACCAUACCCAUUGAGUCCAUCACCCAUCUCCUACUACCCUUCUGAGGAAAACCCCACCCCACCCUCCCACUAUAUAUAAGGAUCUGGUGACUUCUGUUUCAGUGUAUCUGAAGAAGUGUGCAUGCACACGAAAGCUUAUACCCAGAACAAACUAAGUUGGUCUCUAAGGUGCUACUGGACAUUUUUUAAAUUUAUAUUUAUUUCGAUUUUGUUCCUAUUGCGAUUGUUGUUGCUGUUGUUGUUGUUGUUGUUAUUAUUAUUAUUACAGCGUGACCUGGCGGACUGAAAUGUUCCCCUACUGGCUUAGGGUUAUAUUGCCACUGAUUUCUCCUGCCAGGCUUGAGGCUCUAGCGAAACCCUCUCUCACCUGCCACACAACACAGCUGCCAUCCUGGGGCUCCUACACACGCUGUAUAUAGAGAGCCGGUGACUGUCCUACUUCCUCACCCGCUCUCUCGUAAAAGGAGGGAAGUGACCUGCGCAGCCUCAUCCGCAAGGGGCGCUAGAGCGCCCACACCAUCCCGCGAGCCCCACCCCUCCCUUUCCGUUCCGGCCGCGCAUCUCAGCCUUGGCUCCUCCCACCUCCGGCGCCACUUCUACGCCCCUCCCUUCUUGCGUGCUGACGUCUCCGGAGCUCGAGCGCCUGCUCGCUGCCCCUCGCGCGGAGGGAGGGGGGGCGGCGGCGGCGGCGCAGAGCAGUCUCUAAUCGCCAGGCAGAGAGAGAGAGAGAGAAAGGCAGACGACGGCCGGCAGGAGGAGGAGGCGGGAGCAGAGUGGCGACGGCAACGACGCUGCUCCUUCGGCUUCAACCGCCUGCGGAGGGAUCAGGCACAGCGGGAAGGCGACUCCCGUGAGGGAGGUGAGUGCGCGAGUGAACGCUGCCCUUCGGGGGAUGAUGGAGGAGUCGGCGCUGUGGUGGCGGAGGCGGCUCUAUUGUGUCCGGGGCCUUCUUCGCUCGCCCCCCCCCCGCGCCAAAUCCCCGCCUCUCCGCGGCCGCUUCGCUUCUUCCGGGCAGCGGCAGACCCGAACAAAGGCCCCGUGUCGUCGUCGUCGUUGUCCGCGCGCCCAGAGUGCACGAGCCGGCCUUUUUUGGGGGGGGGGGAGGAGGAGGUUCGCUCGCCAGCCCUCCCUCUGGGUCACCUAUUGGCUCCGGCCUCUCGUCUCCCUCUCCCCUCGGAUAGUCACUUGUUUGGGGAGCCAUUAGCUCCCUCCCUCCAGCCCCCGACACGCGCAGCCACACUGGGGAGGUGCGUGGGGUCUCCUCCUCCUCCUCCUCCUUUUUUAAUGGUGUUAUGGGGAGGGGGGGUGUUUCUCUGCCUGACCAUCCUUGCUGUCAAGUGCGCAUUUAUUUCCUAGAGAUGUUUUUCUUCCUCUCUCAUAGCCUCAGUCGCUGCUGCUGCUGUUGCUGUUGUUUUUCCUGGAGGUGGGGGGGGGGGAGAGCGUAAAACAAAAAACGACUCCCUCCUCCAGGCAGAAUUUGGGGAAAGGCUGUCGUACUUGAUACCCGUAAAGAAUAAUAAUAAUGUGCGAUGACAACUUCUUGUUGGGCCGAUUGUUGUUUACCAUGGAAAGCUCUCUUCCAGGAUUUCAAAUACUGGUUGGUGGAAAGAGAUAUUGUUCCACUUGUGCUUUUCCUCUCAAAUGAACAGGGGGGGGGUGUAUGAAAAACACACACACACACUGCCCUGGCUCUCCCGUUGCUGCGCCACCUUUGAGGGGAGGGGACUAGAACAAAGAGCCACAUGAUACCAUCGUUUGAUACAAUUGACAGCAGCUGAUAUUCAGGAACUGUCAUUGUGAGGGGUAAAAUAAUCCGUAUAAAUAUGAUAUUGUUAUAAACCGAGAGAACGGCUGUAGUUGAAAAGCAGUACACAAAUGCUUUUAAAUGACCGUGUCAUUUGUAUGCUUUUAAUUUUACUUUUUUUCAAAAUGUUUUUCAGUUAAGAGAAAAUGAGAUGCCUGGCUAAACAUAAGUAUUUGGCCAUGGGGCCUAUUGGUAAUUGUUUCUAAUUUGAAAGGACUGCAGUUGGAAAACUUUACAUUUAAGUACUGUAGUAGCUGCUGCACAGGGUUUUAAAAUCUAACGUUUACGCAUUUUUGUCACAACCACAUUUUUUUUGGCAUUGAGAUCAAAUGAAGCUAGCUCAAUUUGAAAUAGUUCAAAAUAUGUAAUUUUCAGGUAACAUAGCCACAGCUUUUGGAACAAGAGGUUUGAAGUUUUUAAAAAGUGAAAUGAUAAAGUUUGCUGGACAAAUUACUUAGGCCAUAGCUUUUUUAAUGUUGAUGGGUGCAAUUGGAGCUGUACUCAUUGACAAUGUGAGUGUGUAAAGGUGCUUCAUAAGUCCUAGAAGUAUUAAACGCUAAAUGAAGAGAGGACUAUCCUGGCCUGGAAAUCAUUAAAUGUGGUUCAUUGUAGCCCAUAAGAGAUGGCUGAAAACAUCAGAGGUGCCCUGAUCCAGGUAACUGUAGCUACAGUAUGCUGCUUCAUGUCCAUUGCUGCCCUUUGUACUGCACUCAACACAGCUCAGUUGAAUGCAGUAAUGCAUGUUAGCCCACAGGUGCUGGCCCAUAACUAGAUUUGUACCAUUUCACCCAUCAUCUUUUGCACCUUAGAACAGUAGACAUGCAAGUGGAAGCUCAAUAACACUAGCUUUGGAUUGAGAAUAUUGGCUUGAUAGUUCAUGUCCUGAUCCUAAAUUUAUAUUGUUAACAUAAAAACAUGGCCUCACGUUAGGAGUACUGUAUCUAGCUUUUUCUUUCAGCCUUUCUCAAUGACGUUACAAGACUCCUGAUAAAAUACUUAAAGUUAAAGUUAAAUUGCAAUGAGAUAACAUGGAUAGAAAGCACCCAGAAGUACUUUACUUCCAUGAUUCACAACUCUGAAAUCUGACAACUAAGUGCUUUUAAUGCUGCUCUUUAUAGCAGUCAGUUUGAGUCUUGCUGUUUCCUCUGUGUAUAAAUGGGAGGUGAAAAUAAGUUCCUGGUCUACUUUGUAACAAACACAAGAGAUUGCUUCUGUGCUGAAUGUGGAAUACUAUUAGGAAUAGAUAGUAAGGAGAUCUUAUAUUUGAACAGCAGCAAAUUGGGUAAUCUAGGCCAGAAUAAUAAUUAUAUGCAGUGUGCCUAUUAGGAUGCUUUAAUGUGCUUUAUACAUAGUUUUUUUGGGGUUUUUUUUACCAGCAGUAAGAUGGGCUUCUAUGUUUUCGCUGUGUUCAUAUUUGAUCUAGAUGACAAAGUCCAAAUGAAGAACAACACAACAACAGACACAUGGGUUAAAAUCUGGUGGCCACUGAGAAUACAUGAUCAGAACCAAAAAGCAUUUAAGAACUCCCAUAAGCAGCACAAUAAAGUGAAUUGAAAUGGAACCAGUAUUUUCCCACUGGAGCACAUCACAGUAGGAUAUAUACUAUAUCUGAAUUUAGAAUUGAACAUUCUGGGUCUGUAAUCGGUUUCUGCUGAAAUGAGAGGGCCGAUUGCUUUUGCGCCUACUAAGUAAUAAAUUGAUUUGACUGUGAUUGUUGAAAUUUAUUCUGUUUUAGAGAAAUGCCAUAGCAUGUUUUUCCUGAUGCCUCUUGGUCCACAAGGCCUUUCAGUUGUACGUGUUCCAUCAAGUUAGUCUUUUUUAAAAAUAGGGCACAUUAUUUUUAAGCUUUUUAGUAAUUUGAGAUGAGGUACCCAAUGAUAUUCAGCUUUAGAACUGUGGCUUCAUAUGGAAAAUCAAGUUGGUAUCAAGGAAUAUCAACUUAAAAUAGAAGCAAAUAAAUUUAUUGUGUAUAAAAAGAUUAACACACAUAUCCUUAUGAAAGAUAGUUUAAAAAAAAUUACCUACAACCCUAGGAUGCUACAUAUCCAAAGAAAACAGUCAUUUAUCAAAUGCAGAUGUGCAAACAACUCCUGGUAUCUUAUGCAUUCUUUUCUGAGAAAAUGCCUAUUGGUCUGUAAGUGCUUAGCCUGGAACAUAGGGUAGAUGAGAGCAUCCUACAUGAGUAUUGUAAUAUGAGUAAGUCAUAUUGGGGGACUUAAUGGCAGUGAUAUUAGACAGUAGUAAUUUCAAAAGAAUGAGACUCUAAUCUCAUAGAUUUCACUGGGUCCACUAGCUGUAUGCCAGUCCCCUUGAUCUAGAGAAGUUGGCAAAUAUCAGAGUGAGCACCUGAGUGCAGGUGCUAUUAGCACUGCAUUGUUUUCAAUGGAAUGUUAAUCCUCUCCCUGUAAUAAACUUUUUUAGGAAAGUAAUUACAGGUGCCAGUUUUCACUUGUAUGACAUAGAAGUCAUAGUUUGGAAGGAAUAGACAAAAUGUCCAGGUUGGCAUAAGCUACUGUAUUUUUUGCUCUAUAGGACGCACUUUUCCCCCUCCAAAAAUGAAGGGGAAAUUUGUGUGCGUCCUAUGGAGCGAAUGCAGGCUUUCGCUGAAGCCUGGAGAGCGAGAGGGGUCGGUGCGCACCGACCCCUCUCGCUCUCCAGGCUUCAGGCAGCUAUCUGCAAGCCUUCUGAGCGCGGCGGGAGUUCCCACCGCGCUCCGAAGGCUUGUGGAACGCAGCCUUUUCUCCGCAAGCCUGCUCUCCGCAAGCCUUCUGAGCACGGUGGGAGUUCCCAUGACACAUAUAUUUGCAAAAAGCUUGUCAAGCUGUAAGAUUGGGGGUGUUUUAAGAAUGGCUGAUGUAAUAUAUUAUUAUUUAUUGCCAAAUUUCAUGGACUCCAAAAAAAGUUUCAUGACACCACAAAUCAUACACAUGUCCAGAAUAGUGUCCUUUUGAUGUGGCAGUGAAUUGUGUCUUUUCCAGCAAUUUGGGUGCAAGACACUAUCAAAAGUAUCACUCUAUCAUAUAACAGACAAAAUAUGUAAACAGGAGCUGGAGUUGUGCACCCCACAAUAAGGAGACUGUUUCCUACAAUAUGACAUAAAAUAAACUUUGAGAGUCUCAUUGAGAAUUGUUUCCAGGAGAUGUAGACAUAUAAGUUAUAGUGGCCCAAAGCUGAACUUUGUUCUCUCUCUCUAUUUCAGCAAUUAUUGGCAUUAUUAUAUUAUAAGGACAAGGAACUUAAAAAACUUUGAUUCACCUCAAGUGGUACAGGAGAGUGUCUUCUACAAGAUGACUUAAAAUAUGUCAAAAUAUAUAGAAUAUAGUCAAAAUAUGUAGAAGAGAAUAAGGAACUGGGGGCUGUGUACCCCAUAAUAUAUUUGUCCUACCAGCAAUCGUAUAAAUAAUAAUAAUAAUAAUAAUUUAUUACGGCCGUAGGCCCAUACAGAUAAAAACAAGACAUAAAUAACAGCCUGUGCACAUGGGAAAAAAACAGCCGCUAAAACACUACUAUAACAAUAAGCUACUAUAAGAUGGAAUGGCAUACUACGCCUUAAUUAGCUUGUGGUGCUCCUUGGCGACGCUUUUGGGUAAGGACAGCGACCAGGAACCUAGCCACUUUCAGGGUCGUAUGGGCAUCCUUAUCCUGCAAGAUUUGGGCAAGGUGGAAUUUUGGUGGAGUACCCUCUAAUUUCUGUAUGAUUGAUCCCAACAAGUUUGCCCGUGGCACCUUAAAUAAGGGGCAAGUGAACAUAAUGUGCUGAAGCGACUCCGGCAUCUCCUUAUCACAUUCGCACAUGGCGGAGGUUUGGCCCUUUGAGAAUCUAUGUCUCAGGACAUUGGAGGCAAAAACAUUAAACCUCGCUUUGGUGAAGGCCAGCCUAUGGGCAACAGUCGAAAGGGAGGAGAGGUAUGAUGGAACGCAAUAAGUUAAAGUGAUACCAAUGUUCUGGGGCGAACAAACACCUCCCCCCAGCAUAUAAUUUUGCUGUAAAUCGAUGUCAUCCAGUCUUUGGCGGAUCAGUCUUUGAGCAGUGAUUUGAUCUAGUUUUAGGGAAUCUAAGGGAGAGAUUCCAUAGCUCAGGAGUUUGGCAUGAAUUCUACUGGUCCAAAGGCUGGGGAAUUCAUCUCGCCAUAAGCAUUGGGCAAGGUAAUGGUCUGGUAAUCUAUGCCACAAUGAUAACCAAUAAUUGAAGACUUGCUUCCACAGGCAGGUUUCUAAGGAUGCGAUCCUCAAUUCUAAACGCAUGGCUGCGUUGCUUACGCACAGGGGAGCAUUAGGAGCCGACGUAGGAAUUGGUUUUGCAAAGUCUCAAGAGGAGCAAGGUCUGUCAUCACGACCCAGAGCGGGGCAGCAUAAGCAAGCACGGGAACCACUUUUGCCUUGAACACCUUUAGGGCCGGGGAACAUGCAAAGCUCCAUCCGAAAAGAAAAAUCGGAGGAGCGCAUAUGACAGAGUUUUGGCCUUAUUAAGUAGGUGUUGAAUAUGUGCUUUCCACCCCAAAUUGUAUUGAAAAAUAACUCCUAGGUAUUGAAAUUUUAGGACUUGCUCUAUUUUUGCUCCACCAAGCUUCCAUUCGUAUAAUCUCCGACUUCUGGCGAAAAUCAGAAUCUUAGAUUUAGCAUGAUUGAUGGUUAAUUGGUUGAGUUGACAAUACGUGGCAAAGAUCUUCAGAGCUCUGGUUAGUCCAACACGUGUAUAAGAUAGAAUUACCGCGUCGUCCGCAUAUAAAAGGAGUGGACAGCGGUAAUCCGCUAGUCUAGGCGCAUGUGUACUUGGAGAUGAGUUGACUAGGGGUGCUCGCAUGUCGCUGAUGAAUAGAUUGAAUAGGCAGGGGGCCAAUAUACAUCCUUGGCGCACUCCCUUGUUUAUUGGUAUCGAAUUUGUGAGGUCGCCCGCAGGAGUAAGUCUCACUCUGGCAAGGGUACCUUCGUGGAGCUGACUUAUAAGCCAUAAGAGCCUUCUAUCGAUGCCCUGUUUCGCAAGUUUCUCCCAAAGAAUAUUUCUAGGAACGCUGUCGAAGGCUGCCUUAAGAUCUAAGAAGGCAGCACACAGAUAGCCCCGGGAGGGAGGAGUACUUCCGUGCCAGAUGGUAAAGAACUAUCGCAUGAUCAGUUGUAGAGCGUUUAAUUCUGAACCCUGCUUGUUCGGUGGCCAAUCUGGUUAGUCUCAUCUACCCAUCGCGAUAGUUUCGUCAGCAAAAAGCUGGCAUAAAUUUUCCCUAUGAUCGAAAGGAGGCUGAUGUUACGGUAAUUUUCCGGCUCCAUUGGAGAACCUUUUUAUGAAUUGGUACUAUAAUGGCCUCCUUCCAUAUUUUGGGGAUGAUACCAGAAGCGUUGAUUGCGUCGAAGGUUUUGGCCAAGAUGCCAGCCCACCAUUUUGGGUGUAGUUUGAUGGCUUCAGCAGGGAUCAGGUCGGGCCCUGGGGCUUUGCCCAAUUUCAGCUGGGCUAUUAGCUUGGCUAUUUCGUCAGGAUCGGUGGGAGGCCAAAUAGGUAGGUGGGAGAACAGAUGCAUCAGAUGGUCGGAGGGAGCAUCUGCCUGUGAGAAACAUUUCUUCAGGAACAAUUCCCAUGUCGGUGCAGGGAUGACUGCCCUUGGGUAUUUCCUCACCCUUCUGUUAAUCAGAGACCAGAAUUCCCUGGAUCUAUGUGAUUUUGACAAUCGUAUAAAACAUACUCAAGAUAUAUGUCCUGUAUAAGGUGGCAUAGAUUCUAAUAGGCUUCAUAUUGGGCACAAUAUGUUUUCUAGUGUAUGGGUUCACACCAAUAACUACAAAAGGGUAUAAACUAACUGCUGAUGGUUUGAGUGUAUUUUUUGGGGUGUGGAUAUAUGAUUUGUAGUGAUCUAAAGCUUAUUUUGGGGUGCAUGCCCUCAGUUUCUUGUCCUCAUCUACAUACAGUAUUUUGGCAAUUAAUGCAUUAUGCCAUUAUAAUUUAAUUUAAUAUAAUAGGCUAUUUUAGAAGUCCUCUCCUAUAAGCAUAUUCAAUAUACAUCUCAUUGAAAGCAAUUUAAUGUGGAAGAUGUCACAUAAAGAUGUGUGUUUUGAAAUGUGUCUGAAUUAUGCACAUACAAGCAUCUUGCUCAUACUUGUCUCCUCCAGAUUGUGGAAGUGGCUGCGUUUUCGUGCAUAUGGUAUUUUAUACUUGAUAGAUGUGGCAGGACCAUCUUUCUACAUUGUGAUUCGACAUGGCUGUGGCCAAAUAGUAGAAAUAUACGAUUGUGCCAAACCUAGCUAUGUUGAUGGUUCUUAGAUGUGAUGGUGUCUUGACUCUCUAUCCUCCAUACUGUUUUCAGUGUAAUGCCUUGACUUUAGAUCUAAGAGAAUUACUUUAGUUGAAGUUCAUCUGCCAACACAUUUUUUUCUGUGAAAUUUCAAAUGAGCUACACAGUCAUAUUUGGUUUUUCUGUGUCAACUGGGGAAGGAAAACUUUUGGGUUCUAGGAAGAACUUUUGUUCUGUACAGCAGCUCACUUGACAAUAAGGAAUUACAUUCCCAAGGUUACUAGCUAAGAUGCUUUUGUUGCAUUUAUACAGCACCAUUCUAGUUUUCAGCCUUCUUAUUUCUCUCUUCCUGACCUAUUUCAUUGCUCAUUUGUGCCCCUUUCAUGCCUUAAUAGAUGAAUAGCUUACCUUUUCUGGGUGUCACCAAAUGACAUAGGAACUGCAGAAAAGUAACUCACAACUUACAUGCGUUUAACUUGUGCACAUUCAGCUUUAUGCACUUGACAAAAAAAAUUAAAAAGCGGCAGGCAUCUGGGAAUGAAGACUUUGGGAAUCGCACUCACCAUUGAACCCAAUGUGUUUUGACUAUAUGUGAUUUUCAUUUUACGCACUGUCCCUAGAAUGUAACCCCAGCAUAAGUUGAGAGUCACCUGUAUCUAAUACACCUCUUCCUCUGUGUCCUACACUUUCUUGGUGGUUAAUCUCUAUUUGUCAACCCAUCUAUCCUGACAAUCUCCAAGACUGAGAAUGUUCAGAUGUGCCGUAAGACUUUACUGAUUUAGCCAGUGUUUAGUGAGUGGAAGUAAAUAAGCAGUGGUCCACAAAAUAAAGCACACAGUUCCUUUAUAUAAAGAUAAAUGAACAUGUAAUUGAAGUAUUUUAAUCUUGCUAGGAGAGUUUGUAAGUACUGGAUCUUCAGUGCAUCAUAGGUUAAAUGCAGUGAUUGAGUGAAAUCAUGUUCUAAACUUGCCUUGAAAACAUUUAUAGCCUUUAAAAAUAUUAUUACCUUAUUUUUCGUCCUAUAGGGCGCACCGGCCCAUAGGACGCACCUCGUUUUUUGGGGGGGAAAUGAAUAAAAAAAGAUUAUCCCCCCCCCCCCAGUUGCGGCUGCUGCUGCAAGGCUUGCGGACACCCGCCCGAAGCACGGGGCACCCUCCGGAGGGCGCCCCGUGCUUCGGGCUGCAGGCUGCUGCCCGCAAGCCUUGUGAGCCCGCGGGAACUCCCGCCGGGCUUGCAAGGCUUGCGGAUAGCUUCCUGAAGCCUGGAGAGCGAGAGGGGUCGGUGUGCACCGAUGCCUCUCGCUCUCUAGGCUUCAGCGAAAGCCUGCAUUCGCCCCAUAGGACGCACACACAUUUCCCCUUCAUUUUUGGUGGGGAAAAAGUGCGUCCUAUGGGACGAAAAAUACGGUACUUCAAUCUUAUAAUUAUACUGUGGUCCGUUUCCUAAAGAUAAUUACAUGCUUAUUUCAAUAAAAAGCACACUUUCUUAACUCUAUGAUAAAUCUUUAAUUUUUUAUCUCCUUUUUUUCAUUAUUCAUCCAUCUUCCUUCCAUUCUGUCCAUUGGAGGCUGGUUUAUCCUUGCAGGUGGAAAACAUUUUGACUUUCAAGUAGCAUGCACUUAUGAUUCAAAGGCUGUUGCACUGCAACAUUUUUCAGAACAAAUUUGUUCUGUCUGAUAGGCAACUUAUGAGGUGGUGGAUGGUUAAUGGUAUUAACCUUGAUGUACAACGUAAGGCCAAGUGGACUGGUUUUAUCUCUCCUGGGGGAAUUCCAAAUGCCUUUUGUUUGCAACCUUUUCCUGUGCUUUUUGGGGAAACAAGGCCUGCAAGUAUGUAUCAAAAUUCGAGAUGGGAGAAUGACUACAUCACUAUAUGUACCUUGUUUCUUCCUGAAUUUAGAAGCAUGUUACAGAGUUUGUGACAGUUUUUCUAGCCUCAUACAGCCAGAGCACCUGAGGCACAUUUACCAUAUGAAUUUCUGGGAGAAUGAAAAGCUAGUAUGCUUCUGAAGCAGAACACUGGAAGAAGGGGAUAGGGAUCAGGGAUGUGAAAGAAGUGGCGCAAAACAAGACAGUGAAUAAAGGCAGAACUGAGACCUGGUUGAGAAAAAUAGGGCCUUCAGCAAGACAGUACUGUUACAUUAGAGCUGGGAGUGCAGGAACCUGCAGUGUUGCAGAUAACGAACAGUUGUGGGGUACAGAAAAAGGGGUAAGAUACUGGGAACAAGAGAGUGCACUAUGAGGAGUUCAGACAGAGCUGUGUAGAUGCAGAGAGGAGAUCCCACUGUGAGGUGCAGAGAGAGACAGAAAGUUGUAUGAUAGAUUAAAAAAACAUAUGGAGUUACAAUUUUAACUUAAACUAUUUUUUAUUGUUAACAUAGCACCUGGCUCUCAUGAGUUAGUAGAAAUCUAAAAGUGGCACUCCAAGUGAAUUGUGUGUCUCUGCCCUAAAGUAAUGUUUUAAAAAGAAAAAUCACAUGACACCUGUCUGCCUGGUUAUAGCCUUUUUUAUUUUUUUAAAAAAGGAAAAAGGUUGUGAAACAAUUACAUGCAGCACACAAGGGACUUCAGUGCAGAGGUUAUUACUCAAAAGUUUUAAUUGGAAGUUCAGCCAAAAUCUUCCCAAAGCUCUUUUCAAUUAUGUACAUUACCAUUAACCUCUCUGCAGGACUUGUCGAUUUCUUGACUUUAUUUAGCAGUAUUCAUAUGAGAUGAAUUUAAUGUAUGCAGUAAAAUUUCACUUAAAUAGAUCUGCUUAGGCAAUUGAAAGUUCUGCAUCCCCAAGUUCAAUAAAAAGUGCCUUUCAGUGUAACCUCUCUAGCAGAAAAUGAAAUGUAAUGCAUCUUGGUUAGAUAGCCGUCUAGACAUUGUGUUUUAAAACACUAACUGCACAGGACUGGUAAAUGCUGUGAAGCAGAACCUUUCAGUUUGGGAUGAGUUUGAGGUUUGCCAUGAGAGAAGUCUGCAUAUGAUGAGGAGAAAGGAGAGCAUUGUAUUAGGUUAAGUGGUAGGAUUUGAAUUUUGGGUGCCUUUGCCCUGGAACCUGCAGACCUCAAAAUAUCCUGCCCUAAUAGUCCAAUAGAAUAUUCAAGAAAUAAUAUGAUGGCUUUUGACGUUCAACAGACUGGUUCCCCAGCCUUCCAGUGGACUAACAUAUUCUAGAGCAGCUUACUUUAAUUGCCAGCAUGAAUUGAUUGAUUUUUAUUUUAUUUAGCAAAAUUAAUUGUAUACUGCUUGAUCGUUUUAUUUUUGUAAACCACUUAGCAGUUCUACUGGCAAACAUCAAAACUGUCAAGAGAAUACAAAGUUAAAUCAGGUAUUUUUAAAAAUUCAAAAUGGAAAUAAAAUAAGCAGUUAAGCAAUAAAAAUAGAUUAAAACACAUGUCAGCUUCUACAUAUCUGGAUAGGCUUGUCUGAACAGAAAUGUUUUUAGCUGGUACUGAAAAGAGUAAAGUGAAGCCUCCUGCCUGAUGUCAAUAGGCAGGGAGUUUCAAAGUGCAGGUGCUGCUAAACCUAAAGACUGAUUUCUUACAAGUGCAGAAUGAAUGUUUUGUGAUGUUAGUCCUGCAGAUCAAAGUGGUCAGGUAGAUAUAUAGGGUAUGUUGAUCGCUCAGGUAAAUUCGUCCUAAGCUAUUAUAUGCUAUAGUAUAUGCUAAUAGUAACACCUUGAAACUUGCUUGGUAACAAAUAGAGAAGUAGUGCUAUAUGUUGACAAUGUCUCUCUUCUGCCAGCAACUUUACUGCAUCAUUCAGCACUAACUGCAGUUUCCAGUUCAAGCUCAAGGGAAGACCCACAUUGAGUACAUUGCAGUAAUCCAGUUUUGAAGUUACUAAUGCUUGAACUGGGAUGCGGGUGGCGCUGUGGGUUAAAUCACAGAGCCUAGGACUUGCCGAUCAGAAGGUCGGCAGGUCAAAUCCCUGCAACGGGGUGAGCUCCCAUUGCUCGGUCCCUUCUCCUGCCAACCUAGCAGUUUGAAAGCAUGUCAAAGUGCAAGUAGAUAAAUAGGUACUGUUCCAGUGGGAAGGUAAAUGGCGUUUCCGUGUGCUGCUCUGGUUCGCCAGAAGCGGCUUAAUCAUGCUGGCCACAUGACCCGGAAGCUGUACGCCGGCUCCCUCGGCCAAUAAAGUGAGAUGAGCGCUGCAACCCCAGAGUCAGCCACGACUGGACCUAAUGGUCAUGGGCCCCUUUACCUUUACCUUAAUGCUUGAACUACUAUGGAAAAGUCCUCCCUGGCUGUAGGUGUUGUACAGGCUGCAGUUGGUAAAGCACACUUCUAGCCACUUAAGUUGCCUGGGCCUCCAGUAACAAAGAUAGAUCCAGACUGCAAACCUGUUGCUUCAGAGGGAGUGCAACCUGUCCAGAGCUGAUCGGUUUCUCAGACACGAGAACCACUCACCUACACAGUCUCUUUGAUCUCAAAACUGUUUGCUACUUUGAUCUUAAAAUGACUUAAGAGAACAUAUCCAUGAAAUAAAAGAAAAUGCUUCAGAUGUAAUAACUGAGUAACUGAGUUCACUGUGGAAGAACCUCCAGCUGGCUUAACUGAAACUUUUGCCAUUGCCUCCUCUGCUCCCAGAACCAAUUCCAUUCACAUCUGCUCUGUCUCAUUGAAGCAGCAGGAGAGGCAAGACGGUGUACGUAACGCCAUCAAUUGAACUGACUGGGACCAGCUGCCAUUUGGCUCCUCCUCUCCCAGAACUGUUUUGUUCACUGAUUCUGACAUCCUUGUCUAUGGCACAGUGGGUCAGUGCGGCUAGCUGCUAACCACAAUAUUGGCAGAUACAGGCCACUCAGAGAUGGCUGUGGGCAGGAUUGCAAGGGGUUGGACUAGAUGACCCUUGGGGUCUCCUUCAGCUCUACAAUAAAAUAGUGGACUACUAAAUUUGCUUAUUUUCAUCCCCAUCUCUUUUUGUACUUGUAUUGUAAGCCACUAUUAUCAUUGUGUGUUAUCAUGGCUAGUUGGACAGAAAGCUGCUAUUUAUAAAUAUAGUUCAUAUUUAUAGUUCAUAAAUAUAUUUAUAUUAUAUUUAUAGUUCAUAAAUAUAAAUAACUGGUUACUCUAAGUCUGAUAGCUCUUUAUUUUCUCCUUAACUUGCAGUGGUACGCUGGCAUUGCCCAUGUCCAGAAAGCAGCAUGCAAGAAGAAUAAGUUGUUAACUGGGAAACAAGGCACUCAGCUCUGAUUAGAUACAUAUAAAGAUGGUUUAAUUUUGCAAUAUGUUCCAAGAAGAGUGAUAAGAAGAAGAAAAAGAAGGUAAGGUCAAUGUGAUGUAGAUCUUGUAUGUGUCCAAGUAUGGAGUUGGCAUUUCAAAUGUGACUUGUACUUGAUACGGUAAACUACAAGUGCAUAGUAAAAAAUUCAUCCCUUCUCAGACAUCAAGCUAGAGAGAGGUUAAAACUAGCUGUUUUGUCAGUACGUGGCUGAGGAACUCUGAGAACCUUGGCUGCCCACUGCCAAAACAAGCUCCAUUCUUUUGUUCUGUCUUCAGGUGGGGAGGGUGGGCUGGCUUUUGAAAAUGAGCAGCUGAGGUAUUUGGAGUAAGUGGGCAGGCCAGCACUGUAGAAGCCCCUUCUGCCUCGCUACAGCUGUAAGCUAGAGAAUGAAAGGGAUUGUCUCUGGUCAUCUGUGAAGAUGCUGUGUGAGGUUGGGGACUAAAGCUGCAAUCCUUAAAAGUUCUUACUUGGCACUAAGCACUACUGAAUGCAGGGAUUUACUUCUGAGUAAAUUCAUAAGAAGGUGGUAAAGGGGAGUAGGUGAAUGUUUAACUGUGUUUCUGGUGCAUUUUUUUUUACUUAUUUUGGUUUUCUGUACACUACAAUAUUUUAAAAUGUGAGCCAUCUUAUAAAUCUUUAAAAUAAAUAAAUGUUUCUGGCAAUCUCAUGUUUUUGUUUGAUUACAGGGGCCAGCCUAAACUUGUUGAACUCUGUUCCCUUGCUAAACAAAUGCUUUUGUACUGUUAAUGGGCAUUAUGAGGCUCUCAAUGCAUGCUGUCACUUUUUAAUUGUGGAAUUACUCAGGUGUACCAAGUUCUCCUUUUUCUACUUGGUUUCCCAACCUGCUGGGACACCCAAGUAAGUGGAUAUAGGAUUGCAGACUUAGUCUAUGUGUUGCACAAACCUUCACACAAAAUCUCACCUUGGAAUUUGUAAAAUCCAGAAUACAUAAGCCAGAUUUUUUCAACCUUUUUGUGUCCACGGCUCCCUUGACCAACUGCAUUCUUUCUGUGGUACCCCUGUGGGGCUCAGAAUCCCAGUUAUGUCACCCCUUGCCUGCAGAGCUGGCAGCCUCUCACCCUUUUUUGAACACCCUCCCUUGUGGAGUGUUCCCUCAGCCUCCUCUCCUCUCCACUCUCCUUGGGAGUCUUCUGGGCAGCUGCUGCUGCAGCCCUUAGUCUCUGAGCUGCCCCCCCUUCCCCAAAAGGAGGUGCCUCCUCACACUGCCCCACAGGGGUCUGGGAAGAGGAUGCCCCCAGCCUUAGUGGCUCAAUGGAGACUGGCCAAAUGUGAACCUGAGGCCUGCACCUUACCUUGGAAGCCAGCCCCAGAGGCACCAUUUGCUUGCGGAGGUUAUAGCCAGGGUUGCUACAACAAACAGUUGUGCAAGCCUUUGGGAGGCAGAGAUGCAAGAGGGCAUCAGAGGAAGGAGGGAAGGAAAGAAGGCCAGAGGCCAGUGUUGCCGUGGCACCCCUGACCAUCAUUCAAGGCACCCCAGAGUGCCAUGGCACACUGGUUGAAAACCACUGACGUAAGCAGAUAACCAUGGUUUUCUAUUCCUGAAGUCACAUGUUCAGACAUCCUAGAUGAAUCAAGCAACUGUUGACUGAAUUUUGUUAAAUAAAUACAGUAGACUUGGGCUAAAAUCUUAAUUCAAAUAUCUUUCUGGCCUUGUGUUUGCGAAAUCCAAACAUGUAAUCAAGAUUUGGGACCCAGAUCCUCUGACUUAACUGUGUCCAAUUUUUUGAUGUGUGAUAUUGUGCUGUGCUAUAUGCAAAAAGUAGGGAAUCAAGACUGACCAAGGCCAAACACUCUUUUGUACAGAUUGUGAUGGUUUCAUUAAUUCUUUGACAAAAAGCCAUGACAUUUGUUCACUUCACUGUCAUCUCAUCAAAAAUUGGAAGGAGCAUGAUUGACACUUGUUUUAUUUAUACACAUAUGCAGAAUAUACAAUCUACUGAAUGUAAGCAACAUGCUUCAAAUAAAUAAAAUGCCUACAAGAAUAAAAAGUUGCAGUAAUACAGAUGUUAUAAACUCCUUGGAUGGGGAGUAUGGGGAAAUAAGGAGAUCUGUGCUUAUAGCACUGAAAAUACAUUAAAAUGAGUGCCAGGCAGGCCCAUCUGGGGAAGGAAUUCAAGUAAAUAAAAUGCAAUAAGAAGGCCAUUUCUCUACUUGCCAUUUACCUGAGAUGGCAGGGUAACUAGAGAAGACUUUUGGUGCAUGGGCAGGUUGAUGCAGAAGCAUGUUCCUUCAAGUAUUCAGGUCUCAACCUCUGCAGGGCUUUAAAGUUAAGCACCAGUGCAGUAAAUUGGCUCUACAAACAGACCAGUAGCCAGUAGAGAUCUUGACGCACAGACAAGAUAUGAUCCCAAUAACGAGUCCUGGUUAGUACCAAAAACAGCUGCUAAGAUACUAAUGGCAGCUUCUGAGCAGAAAGCCCCUGAACAAGGUACUGUGGUAGUAUAGCAAAGUUACUGUAGGUAGGCUGUAUCUCUCCAGGAGGGGCUGCAUCUGACAUAGCUGGUGGAAGGUACUCUAUACCAUACUGGCCCUGCACUGAUGAAGAUGGAUCUGUGGGCACCCCUGUCCAGAACAGAUGACACAUAGGAACUACUACCACCAUUUACAUAUUCUCAGUUUAUUCAUCAUCAUCCAGCCCCACCCCCACCCGUGAUCUCAAGUAUCAAUUUUAAACUUCAUUGCCUAACUUCAAUCAGAGGCGAGGGAGCUGAAUGUUUCAUGCAGAUAAUUAGGGACCAGAUAGGACCCUAUAGUGUAAAUUCCUAGGGCUUAGCAGUAGUCACCCAGCACAAUGUUCCAGAAGUUCCAUGUUACUUAACCAAGCACUAGAAGUGGUGAUCAGAGGCAAAGUAGUUAUGGAGGACAGCUGUCUUGGUGUUGAAACUUUAAUAUGCAAUUUUGUUUCACCUUUUCUCUAGUGUGGUACUGUAAACUAUCAUAUUUGCAUCCUGUCGUUUAUAUAUAUUAGGUUGCUCAUUUACUUCAUUCUUGUAGAGUGAGCUUCAUGUGCAGGCAGCAGCUUGAACCCCUAUCUUCCAGCCCAUAUUUUCUGCAGCACACUGAUUGUCAUUGCAGAUUGAUAUUUUGUUUUGUCUGUAUAUGAUGCAGUUCAUGUACAUUUUUGUAGCUUUUUUCAGUUGUUAUAAACUGUUUAGGAUAAAGUCCUGUGGUUAAGCAAAGUAGGCUAACAGUAGGUCCUGCCAAAUUAUGAUACUUUUGUUGUUCUCUAGGAUGGCCGGUUGCGGUGAGAUCGAUCACUCAAUCAACAUGCUUCCCACAAACAAGAAGACAAAUGAAUCAUGUUCCGGUGCAGCACCAUCUCUCAUGGUCCCUGAAUGUGCUAUCUGUCUGCAAACAUGUGUCCACCCUGUGAGUCUGCCUUGUAAACAUGUCUUCUGUUAUCUGUGUGUGAAAGGAGCUUCCUGGCUGGGAAAGAGAUGUGCACUCUGUCGUCAGGAGAUCCCGGAGGACUUUCUUGAUAAGCCAACCUUACUGUCACCUGAGGAACUCAAAGCAGCCAGUAGAGGCAAUGGGGAAUAUGCCUGGUACUAUGAAGGCAGAAAUGGAUGGUGGCAGUAUGAUGAACGUACCAGUAGGGAGCUGGAAGAUGCCUUUUCCAAAGGUAAAAAGAGCACUGAAAUGUUAAUUGCUGGGUUCUUAUAUGUGGCAGAUCUAGAGAACAUGGUUCAGUAUAGGCGAAAUGAGCAUGGACGUCGCAGGAAAAUAAAACGGGACAUAAUAGAUAUUCCAAAGAAGGGAGUGGCUGGGCUUAGGUUGGACUGUGACUCUAAUGCUAUCAAUCUAGCAAGAGAGAGCUCUGCUGAUGGUGCAGACAGCACACCAGCUCUAGGAGCUGCUGCUGGGCAGCCUCUAGCAACUGCUUCUGUUAGACCCCUUCCUUCACUAGAUGGUCAACCGACAAGCCCUGCAACGCCAUCACCUGAUGCAAGCACUCUAGAGAACUCUUUUGCCAACUUGCAAAUAAAUGGAGACAGUAUGGUUGAAAGGAGCCAUAGGGGUGAGGGAGAGGAAGACCAUGAAUCAUCGUCUUCUGGUAGGGUGCCAGUUCUUGACACCUCCAUUGAGGAAACAGAAUCGGAUGCUAGCAGCGAUAGUGAGGAAGUGUCUGCCCAACUUCAGUUGCCUGUAUCCUCUGCUCAGCAGAGACAUCUGAAUGCAAGUCAGCCAGCCUUGGAUAGACCAGUGGUGGGGAGUGGGGUGGGAAGCACCAGUGUAAGGUCUAGAAGGCCUGAUGGACAGUGCACAGUAACUGAAGUUUAAAUCUAGAGCCAUGUUUUGAAAACUCAGUCUUGUAUAUGUACAUUUUGUCUGUAUUGGCAUUGCAUUCCAGCCUAGCAAUGUAUUCAAAGUGUUUCAGGGUGGGAGGAGGGGAAAGGGAAAACCAAGCCUGGUCCUUGAACUUGUAAGAAAAUCUCUUAAUGUCUUGGCUGGAAGAUUCAAUGUUUGAAUGAAGAAAAAAAUAAAACCCUGGGGUGUGUUAAUGGUUUGACAGCUACUUAGCAAUACCCAGUUUCGUAAAUGUCUCACGUUUUAUUUUGUAGUAUAUGCUCAUCCCCAGUAAAACCCUGUCCCCCUUUUUGACCAGUGUAUAUUCACUGUACAACUUGGAAAUGUCAUCAUUCUUCAUUGCAUUAA